This is a messenger RNA of Rhinichthys klamathensis goyatoka, 3170 nucleotides long. Its product is annotated as NACHT, LRR and PYD domains-containing protein 12-like. Gene Ontology annotation, molecular function: protein binding. The record is from RefSeq and is a predicted model, not a curated record. Bases 16 to 2961 code for a protein of 981 amino acids. The transcript is spliced from 8 exons. Lineage: Eukaryota; Metazoa; Chordata; Actinopteri; Cypriniformes; Leuciscidae.
AAUGUAGGAGAGAAAAUGAAGACUAAAACUAUCUAUUUUCUGUUCCUGUGUUUAGAUGAGCUGUUCCUCAUUCAUCAGCUGAAAUGUGGCCUAAAGAAGAAGUAUCAAUGUGUGUUUGAAGGAAUAGCGAAGCAAGGUGACUCCACACUCCUGAAUAACAUCUACACAGAUCUCUACAUCACUCAGGGUGGCAGUGAACAGGUCAAUACUGAACAUGAGGUGAGACAGAUUGAAGUUGCUUCCAGACGUCAUGAAGCACAAGAGAUACAGGUUGAAUGCACACAUUUGUUUGAAGCGCCUGAACAAGACGAGGAGAUCCGAACUGUACUGACAAAAGGAGUCGCUGGCAUCGGGAAAUCAGUCUCUGUGCAAAAGUUUGUUCUGGACUGGGCUGAAGGAAAAGAAAAUCAAGAUAUCAGCUUCAUAUUUCCUCUUCCAUUCAGAGAGAUGAACUUAAAGGAGAAAGAAAAACUAAGUUUGAUGGACCUUAUAACUCAGUUUUUCCCAGAGACAAAAGGACUGAACCUUACAAGAAGGAAUCAGUUCAAAGUGCUGUUCAUCCUUGAUGGACUGGACGAAUGUCGCCUUCCCCUGAAGUUUUAUUGUAAUGAGACGUGGCGUGAUGUAUCGUCACCAGCCUCUCUGGAUGUUCUCCUAACGAACCUCAUGAAGGGAAAUCUGCUUCCUUCUGCUCUCGUCUGGAUCACCAGCAGACCAGCAGCUGCCAGUAAGAUUCCUCCUGACUGUAUCGACCGGCUGACAGAGAUACGAGGAUUCAGCGACGCACAAAAGCAAGAGUACUUCAAAAAAAGAUUCAAGGAUGAUAUUCAAGCCAACACAAUCAUAGAUCAUGUUAAACAAUCAAAGAGUCUCUUUAUCAUGUGCCACAUCCCAGUCUUCUGCUGGAUUUCAGCCACUGUUCUCCAGAACAUUCUGGAGGAGAAGAGAAAUAAUGAUGUGAAAAACACUCAGGCUGAUGAGAUCUCUAAAACACUGCAGGAAUCAAACACUGAAGACACUCCCAAGACUCUGACACAAAUGUACACACACUUUCUCCGCUUUCAGAUCCAGCAGAGCCGCCGGAAAUAUGAUGGAGAAUACACACCAGAUGUUUCCUGGGAUAAAGACGCCAUCCUUUCACUGGGGAAACUGGCAUUUCAUCAGCUGGAAAGAAACAACCUGAUCUUCUAUGACACAGACCUGGAAGCCUGUGGUCUUGACGUCUAUAAGGCAUCAGUGUACUCCGGCAUGUGUACCCAGAUCUUUAAGGAGGAAACAGGGAUCGUUCUUGGUACCAUGUACUGCUUUGUUCACUUGAGCAUUCAAGAGUUUAUUGCAGCCCUUUAUGCACAUCUGUUUCUAGACAUCAACAAGACAAGUGUGUUUGAUCAUGAGUCUACAGAACAGGAAAACAGAAAUGAAACCAUGAUUGAUUUUCUCAAGACUGCAGUGGACAAGGCGCUGGAGAGUGACAAUGGACACCUGGACCUUUUCCUUCGCUUCCUCCUCGGUCUGUCACUCCAGUCCAAUCGACGACUCUUACGAGGUCUGUUGACACAGCGAGACGGCACUGACCAGAGCAACAAGGAGAUAGUUCAGUACAUCAAGCAGAAACUAGAAGAUAAUCUUCCUGCAGAGAGAUCCAUCAAUCUGUUCUACUGUCUGAAUGAACUGAACGACCAAACUCUGGUGAACGAGAUUCAGAUCCACCUUAGCAAAGGAAGUCUCUCAUCUGGUGACCUUUCACCUGCCCAGUGGUCUGCUUUAGCCUUUGUGUUGUUGACAUCAGAGGAAGAGCUGGAGGAGUUUGAGCUUCAGAAAUUCAAGAAAUCAGACGAGUGUCUCAUUAGAUUAUCGGCAGUCAUCAAAACCUCCAAAACAGCCCUGUUAAAUGAUUGUAACUUAACAGACAAAAGCUGUUCAGAUCUGGCUGCAGUUCUUGGAUCCGAUACCAAUCUGAAAGAGCUGAACAUGAACAAUAAUAAUCUGCAGGAUUCAGGAGUGAAGCUGAUCUGCACUGGACUGAAGAAUAUAAAGUGUAAAUUGGAGAUACUGAGGUUAAGCUGCUGUGAUAUGACAGAUGAAGGUUGUUCUGAUGUGACUUCAGCUCUGAAAUCAAACCCGUCACACCUGAGAGAGCUGGACCUGAGCAGGAAUAAACUAGGAGACUCUGGAGUGAAAAACCUCAGUGAUCUACUGAUGAACCCACAAUUCAAGCUGGAGAAACUACAGUUAGUGUCAUUAUACUGUACAGCAAUUACAGUUCUGUAUAGAUGCAGUAUUACAGAGAAACAGAGUCUCAUCCUGACUUCAGCUCUGAAAUCAAACCCGUCACACCUGAGAGAGCUGGACCUGAGCAUGAAUAAACUAGGAGGACUCAGGAGUGAAGCACUUAUGUGCCGUACUGAAGGAUUUCACACUGUAAAACUGGAGAGAUUGAGGUUAAGAUACUGUGAUAUGACAGAUGAAGGUUGUUCUGAUGUGACUUCAGCUCUGAAAUCAAACCCGUCACACCUGAGAGAGCUGGACCUGAGCUGGAAUAAACUAGGAGACUCUGGAGUGAAAAACCUCAGUGAUCUACUGAUGAACCCACAAUUCAAGCUGGAGAAACUACAUCUGAGUUAUUGCAGUAUUACAGAGGAACAGAGUCUCAUCCUGACUUCAGCUCUGAAAUCAAACCCGUCACACCUGAGAGAGCUGGACCUGAGCUGGAAUAAUCUAGGAGACUCUGGAGUGAAAAACCUCAGUGAUCUACUGAUGAACCCACAAUUCAAGCUGGAGAAACUACAUCUACAGUACUGUGGCAUUACAGAUGUUUCUUCUUUAACUCAGUCUUUGACUAACUCAAAAGCACUGCAGUUUUUAAAAGAGCUUGAUCUGAGAGGCAAUAAGAUCGGAGACUCACAGCAGCGGCUCAGAGACGAGCUACGAGACUCAAACUGUGUCCUGAGAGUAGAUUAAGAUCGAUCGGCAAACGACAGUGGAUUUACAUCAUAGUUUAAAUCUGUGAAACGGAGAUGAGAGGAGCAGAAACCAUCAGGUGAUCCACAGAAGAGUCUCACUGCUGUCUAUGAGGAGAAAUACAUGUGUAAAUGUGUUUCAUACAGGUGGAAGAGACUCAGACUUCACUAUUAAAUAAAGCAGCGUGUGUGUUAGCAUGCGUAUUAGAA